CGUAAGACUAGCCCGAUUGGCUAGUAUUAUGUUAGGGCUUCGGGAUGUAACAUCAUUUUGAUCUUCACAUCGAGCAACGAUGUUGCUUAGCACUGUUGAUCUGAUCUAAAAUUUCAGUAGUCGUCAAGGGGUCUCCUUCAAUUGAAAUUCCAGAGUCAUAUUUGCUGGUUCAAGUUCCCUGGGAGUGAUAGCCGGUGUUUGCAGUCUCCGAUUACAACGCAUGGCGCGUCUAGUACUUAUUGGGUACUAUCUCUGAUGAAUGUCGAAUGAAAUUUUGCCUUUGGCUGUGCAUGCACAGUAUCGGUUACUAAAUUAAUACCAAUGCCCUAUCGAACAUCGUAUUUAAGUAAUGCUCGCAGGUGUAUCGCUCCAUUCAGGACUUGCGAGCAGGUACCACGAGGCGCAUACUGAAUACCGAUCUUAUCCUGAUAUGUCUUCCCUAUCGAUCUCAGACCUGACAAAGUUGCAGACGGUCAAGUACGUCAAUUGUGAGUUGGGCAGUCUUGCAAUCUUCGCAUUUGAUUUUUGCAUUACGUUUUCCGAAGAGGUGCGAUGGACUUGGUUCAGACCAUGGGAUGUAAUUCGUGUCAUAUUUGUCAUUUCUCGAUAUUUACCUUUCGCGGGUGUCGGAAUGAUGGCAUAUGACGCAUUGGGUGUCAGCAAUCAGUGUACCUCUCUGGAAGGAAACAUCAUUCAUGUCACAGGUAUCGUUGCUGCGGAAGCAUUGCUGGUUAUUCGGACCUGGGCAUUCUGGCAAAAGAGUAAAAGAUUGCUGAUUGGAAUAUUGGUCUAUGUCGUGUUGUCAAUUGCCGCCAGCCUUGCUGUAUUAAAACUUAGCUCUACAAUGCUAAUUCCAGGAGGAACUUGUUACUUCGAGAUCACACGCAAUGAUGCAGUCGAAUACAUAUUCUUGGCGAUGUUCGAAAGCAUGAUACUGACCCUUACUGUAUAUAAGAGGUUUCACGACUUUAAAAACUUUCAGAGCGGAAUUGUAGUAACCCUGUACCACGAUGACGUGUUUUACACGUUGUGCAUCCUCGCCGUCACACUCGCCAAUGUCAUCGCAGGAGCUGCACUUCCAAGCGCCUAUAGCGAUAUGUUCGACACGCUACAGGUGGUCAGUCACAGCGUUCUGGCAUCACGAAUUCUAUUCCGUCUUCGACAUAGCAACGAACGUGUCCAGGAACCGUCCACGUCAGUAGCGAUGAUGGAAUUUACAGAUUAUUUACCACCUCCGUCAAUGCCGGUGAGUGGGACGGCUACUACCAGUCAAGUUUGAAGAAACGCCAACGAUACUACGAGACCGGAGGGCUGAGGGGAUGAACGAAAUGGUAAUUCGUUCCCUUGUUUUCUCCGAGCCUGGCUGCGGUGUCUAUUCUUAUGCGACGUGAUGAUAACUCUGCAUCAUGUACUUCCGCAA
Molecule: messenger RNA, 1420 nt
Organism: Suillus plorans
Lineage: Eukaryota; Fungi; Basidiomycota; Agaricomycetes; Boletales; Suillaceae
Exons: 17
Coding region: 350-1279 (309 amino acids)
Source: RefSeq, a predicted model, not a curated record